AUGGCAUUGGCGGCUACCUUCCACGUCCCCCCUGUGGUGCCCCAUAGACCCCAUACACCUGGAGGUGGGUUAGGCUCCAGGCUGCAGGGCUUGUCCUCAGCACACAGAGCUAAACCCAGAGCAAAAGCAGCGCCAGGUCCCAGGCGUCCCUCAGGGCAGUGUGCUGCAGCCUGGAUUGUCCCCAAUCACUGCAGAACCAUCCGUGGCCAUGUCCCCAGGUCAGCACGCUGCCCAUCUUCUCUUCCAGCACGCCUGACCGUGUCCUACUGCCGGAGCAGUGGCCCUGGGGGUCAGAACGUCAAUAAAGUGAAUACCAAGGCAGAAGUUCGGUUCCACCUGGCCUCAGCAGACUGGAUUCCAGAAGCUACAAGGCAAAAAAUGGCAUCGAUGCACAGGAAUAAGAUAAACCGAGCUGGUGAGCUGAUUGUGAACUCUGAAGAGAGUCGCUACCAAAUGAGGAAUCUGGCGAUUUGUCUAGAAAAAAUCAGAACCAUGGUCACGGAGGCCACAGAGACACCCAAGGUGGUGUCUAAGGAGACUACACAGAAACUCAUAGAGAGGGUGGAAAAAAUGAACCGUGAACGACUACGACAGAAAAAGAUACACUCAAGUAUAAAACAGAGCAGGAAGGCAGACUUUGACUGAGAACAGCAGAGAUUGAAGUCCUCAACGUACCCAUCUUUUUAAAGAAAUGGCAUUGGCGGCUGUAGGUGAUGCUAAACUUAUGAGCUGUAUUAAAUAGAAAUGGUCUAAAAGUGUAAAUAAAAAUAUUUAACAUCUUCUUUUGAACAUAGUGA
This is a messenger RNA of Calidris pugnax (ruff), 797 nucleotides long. Its product is annotated as peptidyl-tRNA hydrolase ICT1, mitochondrial-like. Gene Ontology annotation, biological process: mitochondrial translational termination. Lineage: Eukaryota; Metazoa; Chordata; Aves; Charadriiformes; Scolopacidae. Gene Ontology annotation, molecular function: translation release factor activity. Gene Ontology annotation, cellular component: mitochondrial large ribosomal subunit. The record is from RefSeq and is a predicted model, not a curated record. The transcript is spliced from 5 exons. Bases 1 to 645 code for a protein of 214 amino acids.